CAUGAUUCAUAUGGAUAUGGCCCGGUGAAUUGAUCAUCACCGUCCAUUUCGUCGGUUGCCUCUGGUGGUGAGAUCGUAGUCACCAUGCAAUGCUAGCUUUCACCUUUGAGCCAUUUUACUCUCUUCUAAACUAUUAGUGGUUCGAAAUACAAGCUAAGUUAAAUGUGUAUACUGACAUCAAAAAUACAAAUUUAUUUUUCAUUAUAAAGACUUUUAUACAUUUAUGUACCAAAUGUAAAGCCAGUGACAAGUAAGAUAGAAAUUUUAUUAAGUAGUACUUUGAAGCAUGGUCCAUGAAACCGUACCGGAGACCGUACCGGGAAAGUCAGCGUUAGGGUAUUUUAUGGUAAAACCGUGGUUUAAUCGUAGUUCAACCGUUAUACCGAUAAAUACCGCAUAUCGGUUUAGCCUCCGAUACUGAUAUUUAGUGGUUGAAACACCGGUACGGUACAGUUUAAUGGACACUGCUUUGAAGUGAGAAAGGGAGGACCAUUUCGAUGGAGUAUGAAGACUUGCAACCAACUUAUUCGUAUAGGCUGACUAAAGGAGCUUGGUCUCGCUCUCUGUGUACAGUGUACUUUUUCCUCUUAUGCUAAAUAAGACGACGAAGAAGAAGAAAGGUAGAGAGAAUAGAGACACCAUUAAGUUAAGUAGUGUCGUGGCGAAGGCAACACCACACGUACGUAGCUAAGUGAAGAUUAUAACAUCACAACGUAACUCACAAGUUUGUACUGAGUUGGUUAGAGUCAUGAUGGAUAGCUUUCACCUCUUCAAUAGCUUCAUAAAUUUGGCUGGUUAAUUGGAUGCCUUGGUACACGUAUGAUUGCAACACAAGGUUUGAAUUUGUGAGAAACCUUCCACGCAAAUUCGAUCGUUUGGAUGGGUUUCUAGACUCAUGCAUUGCUUUCAAGCUUUGUUGUAUCAUAAAUAUUUUUGUUGGUUGGCCGUGGAGGACACAUACACACCUGUCAAUAUUGAUACAUGCACGUCACAGUACGUAGUACUGUACUAUAUAUACAUACUGAUACAGUAGUUGAUAGGGGUGUUCAUUCGGGUUCGGUUUUUCGGGUUUACCCGAAACCGACCCAAUUAUAUACAUUUUCGGUUUUUGGGUUCGGGUUUGUUAUGGGUUUUUCGGUUUCGGGUUUGGUUUUGCUUAUCGGUUUUUCGGGUUCUGUCUGAAAACCUCCAAUGAAUAGAACACAGCCUGUGUUCUUAGGCGUUUGGGUUUUCGGGUUUUGGUUUUGCUUUAACCGAACCCGAUAAGAAAUUUUCGGGUUUCGGGUAACCGAAACCCACAAACUCUUAUCGGGUUCAGGUUCGGUUUUCUGUGAUUUUCAGUUUCGGAUUUUCGGGUUAUUUCGGGUUUCGGUUCGGGUAACCAAACCCGACCGGAACUGACACCCCUAGUAGUUGAUCGUUAUAUAUAAAAAAAUCACCCAUGCAAAGGGCUAUUAAUAAAUCAAUUAAACCAAAAAUCAUCAAUGGCCACCAUUCCACUACUGGCCAUUUUGCUACUAAUUCUCCUCUCCUUCACAUUCCUCCUAUGGCGGCCUUCCAUAGCUAGUAUUAGGAACAAAAACUUCUCUUUGCUCGAAUGGCCGCUGCUAGGCAUGCUUCCCGGCCUCCUUUGGAACGUGUGGGCCGACGAUCUCCAUGGCUGCAUCACUAGAACCCUCAAAGAAAACGGCGGCACGAUCGUGUUCAAAGGCCCGUCGUUCGCCGACAUGAACUUCAUCGUCACCUGCGAUCCCAUCAACGCCCACCACAUCUUCAGCAAGAGCUACGCCAAGUACGGGAAAAACGAAGAUUUCAGAGCCAUGUUCGAGGUCCUGGGAGACGGCAUCUUCAACGUGGACGGCGAGUCGUGGAAGUUCCAGCGCCAGAUGCUCCAUUCCAUCCUCAACAACGAGGAAUUGCAGAACCACAUGAUGACAACCCUCAAGCAGAAGAUGGAGGGCACCUUGUUCCGAAUUCUCGACGAUUAUUGUUCAUCCAGAACCGGAGCUGAGGUGGACAUGCAGGACGUGGCAAAGAAGUUCAUGUUCGACAACAUUUGCCUGUGGGUUUUGGGGUUUGAUCCAGGUUACCUAUGUGUAGAUGAGCGUUCAAAAACUUUCUCCUGUGGGAAAGCAUUCGAGGAAAUCGAGGAGGGGAUCAUAUACCGACAUAUAGUGCCCAAAGGUGUCUGGGAGUUCCAGAAAAGGUUUGAGAUUGGUUCGGAGAAGAAGAUAAGUCUAAGUACGAAGGUGUUGGAUGAGUUCUUAUACAAUGCCGUCAAGAUCAAGAAACAAGAGAUGCUGCACAAAGAAGAGCAAAGACAACAUCACGACAUGCUAACACAAUGGUUGGUGGCUGACCAUCAAAGCCCAGACAAGUUUCUAAGAGACAUCGCGCUUACACUAAUUUCAGCUGGGAGGGACACCCUAUCUUCCACUCUAUCUUUGUUGCUAUGGUUGGUCGCGACCCACCCUGACGUUGAGAGAAAGAUUCUUGGGGAGAUCGAACGAGUAAUUAUAGUCAUGACUAGGACUGCUAGAGGGACUUCGAGGUUUCUGAUCAGCAAGGAUGAUUUAAAUGAGUUAGUGUACCUUCAUGCCGCCAUUUACGAGACAUUGAGGUUGUACCCACCAUUGCCAUUCGAGCACCGAUGCGCCAAUGAAGCUGACGUGCUCCCUAGCGGCCAAAAAGUUCAUAAGGGAAUGAGGAUGUUGUUCUCCAUGUACUCCAUGGGGAGGAUGGAAGAGACGUGGGGGAAAGAUUGCAUGGAUUUCAAGCCUGAAAGAUGGAUUUCAGAUGAAGGAAAUAUAAUUCAUGUUCCGUCGCAAAAGUUCAUGACUUUUUUGACAGGACCGAGGACUUGUUUGGGGAAGGCGAUGUCUUUCAUGCUACUUAAAUUCAUGGUUAGUUCAAUUCUAUGGAACUACAAAUUCGAAAUGGUAGAGGGUCACAUCGUGAAGCCAACACCAUCCAUGGUACUGUCAAUGAAAGAUGGCUUGAAGAUGAGAGUUUCCAAGAGAAAUGUAUAGUUUCUUGUGAACAAGAACAUGAUCUAGUGGUACUACCAAUUGAACCUGAUUCUCUCGGAUUCAAAUCUCUCUAGUAGCAGAUAAUUAUGAAAAUAAAUCUAUAUCAGCCUUAUCUAAAAAAAGAGAGAUGUCAUUUUAUUUCUAAUCAAUAUUUAUGGUCUUUAGUAAAUAGAAAUGAGUACGUAUGGGUUGUGAGCUGCAUGGUUGUUACUAGUGUCGUAAUAAAUAAAAUGUGGGCUCCCAUCUGUCUCUUCCUCUCUUGCUUCGUUCCAAGGAACAUAGUAUAAUAACCAAUAACAGAUCUUUUUGGAAAGUUUUAGCCUAAAGUAAAAUAAUAAUAAUAAUAAUAAUAAUAAUACAUAGAAGCCUAGGUUGUGAGUUACUAUUUAUUAGUAACUCUCACACUCCUCCAAAUGCAAGUGGGGAAGUUCCAAGUUGCUUCUUUUACCCCACUCUCCAUUCUUGAACCUUUGUGUUUAGCUAUUGCUAGCUAGGUUUACAUCAAUUGAACCCAAACCAAUGUUGUUAGAACCGAACCGGAGCAUGACCCGGUAACACGAACGGCUCGCACUUUAGCGGUCCAAGCGGCAUUAGACCGUUUAAAAACCGUUAGAGAACCGGUAUCUAAUAAACGUUAUCAGUAUAAAUAGUGGACAUUUCUUAAUCAGAGCUCAUCUCUUUCCUUCAAAAUUGUGAAAUGGAAAUAAGGAUUCAAUUUGAGACCCCGACGUAUUUGGUUUAUUUCAAUUUUCAAUUUUCAAUUUUCUACAAUUUUUUUAAUUAAAUUUAGUGGCUGGAUGGCAAAAACCGGACGAGGGGCUUGAUCGGCUCGAACUGUCUGAGCCGGUUUUGUGACCGGGUGGCGAUUUUACCGGUCGGGCCGAGCGGCUCGACUCGGCUUUAAUAACACUGACCCAAACACAAGGGUAUCCUAACUUGAACCCAAGGAGCGGCCACGAGUUUUGUAUCGGGACCGAAUUUCAUCUUCUUUAGUGUUUUUUCCUUUCUCCUUUUCCUUUUGUUGAGCAUCAUCACAAUUGAACCCAAACAUUAAUUAAUAUAUAAAAUUCUAGGUUGUGAGUUACCACAAAUUUUGUAUCGGGACUGAGUUUCAUCCUCUUUAGUGCUUUUUUCUUUCUUCUUAUCCUUUUUGUUGACCAUGAUCACAAUUGAAUCCAAAUCCAUGGGUAUCCAACCUAAUUUAAUUAGGUCAAAGCGAUCGACUUGAAACUGACUUUAGUAUUUAUGAAUUUCUCUUUUUUUUCUUCUUUUGGUUGGUAAGAGAAUUGAACCCGAAUCUAAGUUAUUAACAAGUGUUGUAUUGUGAGCGAGUUUUAUCCGCUUUUAUUAUGAUCUGGCAUGUUUGGGAUAUCUUUGAUAUAGUGUCUUUUGGAGUAUUUUGUAGCUUUUUACGGUGAUAUAGCGUUGAACUGGCUAGUGGUGCUUUGUUUUUGCCCUGCGCAGAGCCUAUGAGGUCCACCUCGUUGUAACUAGUUCUUUUAUUUCUACGUUAUUAAAGCAACUGAUUCAAC
Linum trigynum is the source of this 4561-nucleotide messenger RNA. NCBI's taxonomy places the organism in Eukaryota, Viridiplantae, Streptophyta, Magnoliopsida, Malpighiales, Linaceae. The record is from the annotation of a GenBank genome assembly.